AUGACAAUGGAUUUUGAAGUUGGUACUGUUGUUUAUGCCAAACUCAGAGGAUAUCCUUGGUGGCCAGCAAGAGUAACAACUGAAGAUGAACAGAUUCCAUCCCAAAACUUUUCCGAGGGCUCUGAAAUUAACUUUACUUCUCCUGUUAUUCUAUUAAUAGGGAUAACAGGUGCUGGAAAAAGUACUCUCGGUAACUUGCUUCUCGAUCAGCCAUAUGACAAAGGCCCUUUUGAGGUUUCAUCAGGCAUGGAAUCCUGCAUGCAAAAAUGUGGCACAUCAACAUUGAAAAUCGAUGGAGUUGCUUAUAAACUUGUUGACACUCCAGGAAUUUUUGAUACACAAAGGGUUACUGACGAAAUUCUCACGGAAAUUGCCAAAACAAUUCAUAAAUGUGCUUACAGUGUCAAAGCUAUCCUUUUUGUUUUUGAAGCAAGGUGGUUUACCGAGGAGCAAAAGAGUGUCUUGCAAAAUAUAAAUUUAUUUCUUGGGGAAGGCACAAUUGAUUAUAUCAUUGCUAUUUUUUCUCAUGCGACCAAAAAGCAGAAUGCCAGUAGGGAUGAAAUGCGAAAUGCUUGGAAUUCGACUGUUUCAUCUUUCAUCAGAAGACUAGAUAACCGCUGGGGAAUAUCCCCAAAUUCUGACUAUUAUCCCCCAGAUGAUCUGAAAGAAGAACAAGCAAAAAAGCAAUAUGAAGAAAAAAAUUUAAUGAUAAAAGGGAAAGAAGAGGCCAAAAGAGAGUAUAAUAAAAACAUGGCUGGAAUUGAUCAAAAUUUGGAUUAUUUGAAUGCUUUGAAAGCAACUAUUGAAGACCUAAAGUCACAAAUUGAAGAGUUGAAAAAAAGGUACAAAUACAAACAAACAAACGACUGUUUUGCUCUUGAUACAAAGGUGCAACUCGCAAGCGGUAAAGUGAUAGAGAUGGCAGAACUCCAAGUUGGCCAAAUUCGCAUGACAUCUACGCACUGCAUUUUCCGUAGUGAUUUAUCAAUCUUGUAUGCUCAAGAUGUGGUGCCUGGCAAGACCAAAAUUCUGGUUUUGGAUAAAGCGAAUGAACUUAUUCCUGUCACUGUUGAUAACACUGGCUACAUCAGUUUCUAUACACGUGCCGGCACCGUGAUUGCCAAUAACAUUUUAUGUUUGUGCUAUGACGAUUGCCCACCAUCACAAUUUUUAAUGAACCUGGCGUUUGCACCAAUUCAAUUAUGGACUAAAGUAUUUCCCUCUACCCAUCGUCAGAAAGAACUUCACCCAUACGUGCAAAUCCUGGAAACCGCCUAUGUCACUUGGUGCAAAGCGAAAUUAAUUCGUGCAGUAUAG
Molecule: messenger RNA, 1317 nt
Organism: Entrophospora sp. SA101
Lineage: Eukaryota; Fungi; Glomeromycota; Glomeromycetes; Entrophosporales; Entrophosporaceae
Source: the annotation of a GenBank genome assembly